Molecule: messenger RNA, 1133 nt
Organism: Olea europaea var. sylvestris
Lineage: Eukaryota; Viridiplantae; Streptophyta; Magnoliopsida; Lamiales; Oleaceae
Product: probable ubiquitin-conjugating enzyme E2 C
Exons: 6
Coding region: 269-829 (186 amino acids)
Source: RefSeq, a predicted model, not a curated record
UUAAUCUUAGCCAAGUGCGUAUUCUUCAUCGACCCAAAAGCGCAUUAUCCACUUUCUGGUUCUCUCUCCUGUGAUCUGUUAAUAAUUGCACCAUAAAUUCCUCAAGAAUAGUCUCAGUACAUCGCCAUACAGAACAAUAAAAUCAGCCCAGAAUUCAGACUCCAAAAGCUGAUUGAUUCAUCCAAUUUUACCAACAGUUGUUUUAUUCUUCAAUUAGAUACGCAGAAAAUCAAUAAAGGAUUGGUUUUUUAUUUGGAAAGAUACGGAGAUGGAGGUUCGAAACGAUGAUGACGCUCCUACAUAUCAUCAAGAGCAGCAGUCAUCACCCACUCCAUCCAAGCAAGUCAAGGCGUCUCCUAAUUCUGUUGAUAAAAAUUCUGUUACACAGAGGUUGCAGAAGGAGCUGAUGGCUCUCAUGAUGACUGGAGGUGAUCUUGGAGUAUCUGCAUUUCCUGAAGGGGAGAGCAUAUUUACUUGGAUUGGCACAAUCGAGGGUGGCAAAGGAACUAUCUAUGAGGGUCUGUCUUACAAAUUGUCAUUGCACUUUCCCCUUGAUUAUCCUUUCAAGCCUCCUCAAGUUAAGUUUCAGACAAUGUGCUUCCAUCCAAAUGUAGACCACCAUGGGAAUAUUUGCUUAGACAUUCUUCAGGAUAAAUGGUCUUCGGCAUAUGAUUGCAGAACCAUUCUUUUAUCCAUCCAGAGUCUAUUAGGAGAACCCAAUAUCGAGAGUCCUCUGAACAAUUCCGCUGCUUCACUUUGGAAGAACCAGGAAGAGUACAAAAAAAUGGUACGCAAACAUUACAUGAGUGGAGAAGCAUUUGAAAGCUAAUCUGCUUGUCCUCAUUCCAAAGCUGAAGACCAAUAUUUCCUGGUGAAAGAACUUCCUUCAUGAUGGAACAAAUUUACUGGGAAAAGUUGAGGUUGGACAGACAUCCUUUGUUCUAUCAUCAAAAAACAGACGUAGAUGGAGUUUUUCCAGCUUUUUUAAUUUUUCCCUACUUGAUUUUCAGUACCAGAAAUUGUUUUAACGAUUUAUUAUAAUAAGUUCUUGUCAAUAUAACUGCUGUAUAAUCCUGGUUGAAUCCUAAAAUAAUCCUCUGGUUUUUUGUUAAUGGAAAUCUGUCAUUUUCUCC